AGCCGUAUCAUUAGUUUAUAGCUCUUUGACAAGAAAACAACUUUAACUAACAAACGCUUAUUUAUAUUAAACAUGAAGUUCUGCACUAUUACCGUUUUGGUCGUUUUGAUUGUUGCAACAGUCGCCCAUCCACCCGGUGCGUCCGAGCAUGAUGAAAACCAUCAACAUCACGAACACGAAUCUAAUGAUAACGAUGAAAAACCAAUAACGGAAGCUGCAGUCGAAGGAAGAUCAGUCAAUGAGACAAGACUACCCGUAACCAUUUAUUAUGAAGGAUUGUGUCCGGAUAGUCGAAAAUUGAUGGCUGAUUUCGGUCGUGAAUACUAUUCAUUUAAAAAUUAUAUUAGUUUAAAAUUCAUUCCAUUCGGUCGUGCUGAAUCGUUGGACUCUGACGGAAAUGAAUUUAAAUGUCAUCAUGGACCAAAAGAAUGCGUUGCCAAUCGUAUUCAUUCAUGCGGUAUUCAAUACUUGACGAGCCAAGAUGCUAAGCAGCAAUUUGUUGUGUGCCAAAUGCGCACUGAAGCCGAUCAAACUGGAAAAGAGUGUUUGUCGGAGGCUGGUGGCAAUUGGUCCGAGGUCAGCGAAUGUAUUAAUGGAAAUGAAGGCAAACAGUUGCAAUUGCAAGCCGAAAAGGAUACCAAACGAAUUUCAGUGCCACGAUUGGAAAAUGUUCCAACUAUUGUUUUCAAUGAUGAAUUGAGCACGGAAUUGAAUAAAGAAGCUUUGACAGGUCUAAAGCCGGUCUUUUGCAAAUUACUCAGCGAAAAAAAUAUUCCAGAUUGCUAAAGUGUGCAAAAACCAGUAUCUUGCAUUUUACACAUUUGAAUCAAUUCAAAAUUUAAAAAAAGCAACAAUAACAACGACGAUGAUAUCAUGGAAUAUUCUCGCAACUUAUUUAUUUUCGUGUGGCUGUUAAAAAACAAACAAACUGAAAGCUUUUUAUUAUUUUCAUUAUGUUUUUAUUUUUAAUUAAAAUCUGUUUGAACUUCUGAAUAAAAUGAACCGGAUUUUUUGUGAUGGAUAA
Contarinia nasturtii (swede midge) is the source of this 1024-nucleotide messenger RNA. Its product is annotated as GILT-like protein 1. Gene Ontology annotation, molecular function: oxidoreductase activity, acting on a sulfur group of donors, disulfide as acceptor. The record is from RefSeq and is a predicted model, not a curated record. The transcript has 4 exons. The coding region runs from base 73 to 786 and encodes 237 amino acids. NCBI's taxonomy places the organism in Eukaryota, Metazoa, Arthropoda, Insecta, Diptera, Cecidomyiidae.